Nicotiana tabacum (common tobacco) is the source of this 1298-nucleotide messenger RNA. NCBI's taxonomy places the organism in Eukaryota, Viridiplantae, Streptophyta, Magnoliopsida, Solanales, Solanaceae. The record is from RefSeq and is a predicted model, not a curated record.
UCAAUUCUUUUAUUUUUCUUUCUCUUUCUCUUCCCUUCUUUUCCCCUUUUUCCCCUUUCAAGAACCCUAAACCAUUCCAAAUCCAAUUUCUUUUCCCUCUAUGUAAUUUCCCGUCCUUUGUUAAAAACCCUAACUUGCGAGCUGUCAGUUUUCAAUUUCAGUUAUUUGCAAAAAUAGCCACUUUUAAUAUCUAAUUUGUUAAAAAUGGUGUGAAUUCUGGGUAAAUUUUCAAAUUUUGCAGAGUUGGAUAUUUUUGUAAUAUCUUUGAUCUGCCGGUGAGGAAUUUGUUUGGGGUUCUAAUCCGGCAAUAAACGAAGAAGAAGAGGAGACAAUUGGAGGCCCAAAAAAUGGCGAAUUUGGACUUGCAAAUGAACCCACAAAUGGAGCAGAUCCAUGGAGAAAUUCGUGAUAAUUUCCGAGCCCUAGCAAAUGGUUUUCAAAAGCUGGAUAAGAUCAAAGAUUCCAACAGACAGAGUAAACAGUUGGAAGAGCUUACAGGGAAGAUGAGAGAAUGUAAAAGGUUAAUUAAAGAGUUUGAUCGUGAAAUUAAAGAUGAGGAGAGUAGAAAUCCUCCUGAGAUCAGCAAACAACUCAAUGAUGAGAAGCAAUCAAUGAUCAAAGAGCUAAACUCAUAUGUGGCCCUGAGAAAAACGUAUAUGAGCAGUCUUGGCAAUAAGAGGGUUGAACUAUUUGACAUGGGAGGUGCAAGUGAACCAACAGCAGAGGAAAAUGUCCAAAUGGCAUCAGCAAUGUCAAAUCAGGAGCUUAUCAGUGCUGGAAAUAAGACAAUGGAUGAAACUGAUCAAGCCAUUGAACGGUCCAAACAGGUUGUUCACGAAACAAUUGAAGUGGGAACACAAACUGCUACUACCUUGAAAGGCCAAACUGAUCAAAUGGGUCGUGUUGUCAAUGAGCUUGACACAAUUCAAUUCUCCAUUAAAAAGGCAUCCCAGCUUGUCAAGGAAAUUGGACGGCAGGUUGCCACGGAUAAAUGCAUCAUGCUUUUCCUCUUCCUCAUUGUCUGUGGUGUUGUUGCCAUUAUUGUUGUGAAGAUUGUGAAUCCUCACAACAAAGACAUAAGGGAUAUCCCUGGACUGGCUCCUCCAGCGCCUUCAAGGAGAUUGCUAUAUCUAAAGCCUGGACAAGAUUUCGUGUAAAUCUGUACAGUUCUGAAGAAUGGUCAGAGUUUAAAUUGGUAGUGAUGACUAAAUGUGCAGAUAAUGCACAUGGAUUAUGAUGCAAAGUUUGGUUUGCAAUUUUCUCCUUUGGUUACUUGGAACUGCAGAUACAAAGGACCC